UCUAUAAUGUAUUAUUUAGAAUUAAUUUAACAUUUCAAAUUAAUAAAAAAUUUAAUAUCAUUUCUCUAAGUUAGAAUGCAGUAAAAUUUAAAGCAAAUUAAUAAAGAUGAAAUCAAGCACUUUUUACUAGAUGAAAAUAUACAAAUCACUCCUUAAUUUAUCAGUAAAAACUACAGCUUUAGUGAUAAAGAUACUUAAAAUACUUUACUUGAGCUCUUGAGGGAGAACUUCGAUUCUUUAUCAGUUAUUUAUUAGCUUCAAUUAUUUAGACCAAGACUACCUAAUAUUACUUAGAUCAUGAAGGAAGAAAAACUUUAUACUUAUUUAUGCGCCGAGGAUUCCCUAAAGGACAUUUCUAGUAUAAAAAUUUAAUGUCUCAAGAAAAGAUAUAAUCAACAACCUCCUAAACAAUAUUCAAUAGAAGAUUUAGCAAACUUAAUGAAAGGCCACAAUAUAUUUAAAGUAAAAGCAUAAACAUAGUAAAGCUAAAGUGUAAAUGGAUCAUAAUCAUAAUAAAGUAAGAAAAAGAAACCAGAUAGCCAUGAAGAAAUUUCUAAAAGUGAAUUUAAUAACUCUCAAAAAUUAAUUUCUGAAUACUUAUCAGCAGAUAAAUCAGAUAAAAGCAAAUAAGAUUCACAAUCACAUAAUAAUACACCAUAAUAGAAGAAUAUUAAUUUACAAUAAUAAAAAUUAAAAAUUGUUAAAAACCCAACAAAAUAAAAUUAAUAGUAAAAACAAUAGAUCCAACCAAUGGAAUAUGAAUAAGAUUCUGAUUGUAUGAUAAUAGAGUAGCCAUUUUGA
Molecule: messenger RNA, 801 nt
Organism: Tetrahymena thermophila SB210
Lineage: Eukaryota; Ciliophora; Oligohymenophorea; Hymenostomatida; Tetrahymenidae
Exons: 5
Source: RefSeq, a predicted model, not a curated record